Messenger RNA from Orycteropus afer afer, 2919 nucleotides. RefSeq names its product MORC family CW-type zinc finger 1 (gene MORC1). The transcript is spliced from 27 exons. Gene Ontology annotation, molecular function: zinc ion binding. The record is from RefSeq and is a predicted model, not a curated record. Lineage: Eukaryota; Metazoa; Chordata; Mammalia; Tubulidentata; Orycteropodidae. The coding region runs from base 1 to 2919 and encodes 972 amino acids. Gene Ontology annotation, cellular component: nucleus.
AUGAACAACUUCCACUUCUGCCACGUCUUCCGCCACGUCUUCCGCCACGUCUUCCGCCACGUCUUCCGCCACGUCUUCCGCCAGGUCUUGCGGCAGUGUGCGCUUGGACGUGGGCAGCCAAAGGGAGCACUGGAUAAUGAAAAACUGCAGGGUGGAUUCAUGUUGUGCUUCCUGGAUGAUGGAUGUGGCAUGAGUCCUGAGGAAGCUUCAGACAUUAUUUAUUUUGGAACAUCCAAAAAACGGUUAUCCAGCUUCAAGUUCAUUGGGCAGUAUGGCAAUGGUCUUAAAAGUGGGUCCAUGAGAAUUGGGAAAGAUUUUAUUCUCUUUACAAAGAAGGAAGAAACAAUGACCUGUGUGUUUUUCUCUCAGACCUUCUGUGAAAGAGAAGGUCUUAAUGAGGUUGUGGUUCCAAUACCAUCAUGGCUAACAAGAACCAGAGAAUAUGUCACCAAUAACCUUAUAAAAUUCUCAACAGAAUUAUCUAUAAUUUAUAAAUACUCCCCAUUUAAAACUGAAGCUGAAUUGAUGCAGCAAUUUGAUAUGAUCUAUGGAAAAUGUGGUACUUUGCUGGUUAUUUACAAUUUAAAGCUUCUGCUUAAUGGAGAACCAGAACUGGAUGUUAAAACUGACCGGGAAGAUAUUCUGGUAGCUGGAGCUCUUGAGGAUGUUCCAGAGAGAUGUUCAUUCAGAGCUUACACAUCUGUUCUGUAUUUUGACCCUCGGAUGAGAAUAUUCAUUCAGGCUGAAAGAGUUCAAACAAAACACCUUUGUCAUUGCCUCUACAGACCCAGAAAGUAUCUGUAUGUUACAUCUUCUUUUAAAGGAACAUUUAAAAAUGAGGUUAAGAAGGCAGAAGAAGCUGUUAAGAUUGCUGAACUCAUGUUGAAAGAAACACAAAUCAAACUCAACCAACUGAACAGAACUUCUCCUGCCAAGAAUGUGUUACAAAAAGCUAUGGAAGAUGUAGAAGCAAAGCAUAAGACUCUUAAAGAGAAACAGAAGGAAUUAAAGAAAGUAAAAACGCUCACCUUGUUCUUUGGUGUGAGUACAGAAAAUAGAAGCCAGGCUGGAAUGUUCAUUUACAGUAAUAGCCGUUUGAUCAAAAUGCAUGAGAAAGUGGGGCCCCAGUUGAAACUCAAGUCCUUACUUGGCGCAGGUGUGGUUGGAAUUGUUAAUAUACCACUGGAGAUCAUGGAACCAUCCCAUAAUAAACAGGAAUUUCUCAAUGUCCAGGAAUACAAUCAUCUACUAAAAGUCAUGGGACAGUACUUGAUCCAGUACUGUAAGGACACUGGAAUCAGUAAUAGAAAUCUAUCAUUGUUUUGGAAUGAGUUUGGAUACCAAAAUAGGAAGAAUGUGGAGAAAUCUUUAGACUCUAUUUGGUAUCAAAGGAGACAAAUCAAGGACAUCCCAUUCAUCAUCCAGUGUGAUCUUUGCCUCAAGUGGAGAGUCUUACCUUCUUCUACUAAUUACCAGGAAAAAAAAAUUCAUAACAUCUGGAUUUGUGCUGAUAAUCCUAACUCCUUGGAAAACAGCUGUCAUCGAGUGGAGCAGCUACCUUCCAUCCCUCUAGGCACUAUGAGCACAGUGUCACAAUCAAAACAUGAAAAAGAGAAGCAACUUAGAGAAGUGGUCCUUAGGUAUCAAAAUAAACUUACAGAACAGCAACCACAGCCUCAAUUUAUACUACCAAAUAGGAUCGCCACCACUUGCCAAACUUCAGCACCUAAGGAAAAUACCAAAACCCAGAGAAUCAGGCCUUCAAGUGGUGACUUGAAGCAUGAGUUCCUUCCAUCCUUCAAGCUUUCAGUCAGCCACAGAGGCUGGAAAAGAAACACAGAAGAGGACUCUGAUAUAGAGUUCAUUUCAGAGACUAAAAUUAUGAAAAAGACUGUGAAGAAAGUGAAAUCUCAACCAUGCAGAUAUCCAAGAGCCCCACCAGAACAUAUCAAACCAGCUGAGAGACCUCAGAAAAGUCAGAUUGCUAAUAUCAGUGCAAUGUGCAGAAAGCACAAACUAUCUGAAGGCCUCCUUGAAAAAUGCAUGGCUUCUUCUUGGGAAAUGAAAAGGAAGCAGAAUCAAAACCUUAUGCAGGAAUGUAAGGCACUGAUUGAAGUUGAAACCAACAAUGAUGAUCCGGAUAUAAUCCUGGUUUUAGAUAAAAGAGACACCGGCAUUUCAUUGAAACAAGAAAAGAACGAAGUUGCUGUUAUCGACAAAGGAAAACAGGAGCUGUGCAGUGUUGCUCCAGAAAUAAAGAGAAACUCUUCAUUGCCUAACGUGAAAAGUCAGUUGAAUGUGACAAUGGAAGAUUUAAAUGCAAGUUCUGGACACAAAGCCAGAGUUUCUGUGAGUGGCAAUUGUGAAGUUGCUUCUUCUCUGGCAAAGUCUUUUCAAAAUACAUUUAUCAAGGAAACAGUGAGAAAACUGAUGUCUAAUUUAAGGGAGAUUCUUCUGUAUUUUUUUCCUGAGUUUCAGCUACCAUUAGAAUUUGACUACACCUAUGUGGAGGAACCUGGAGCAAAUUCUGAGCUGGAGCACUGCCCAGAACAUACAAACAAAAAGCUGAAAAUGUGUUUCAACCAGAUCAAGAAUGUGUACAUGGUCCAAUAUGAAAAAAGAUUAAAGAGAAAAAUAAAGUCCACUAUUUCUGAUGCAACCAGAAGAGAAGAGGUUAGUGAAAUCUAUCUGGAACAAUCUGAAGAAAAAAGAAAACUUACUGAAGAUAAACUGAAGAAUCUUCGUGUAAAGCUGACUAUAUUGCUACAGAAACUUCAGCUGGGUGAUGCAGCAAGCGAUCCAGAACAGAUGGACAGUUAUUUAGAAGCUUUGCUUAAGGAAGAUAAUCUCUUUUUUCGAAACGCUUUAAGUAAAGUGACUAUAGAAUCAGGACAUAAGCUCCCUUUAGAAAAAAAAUAA